AUGAGUUAUUUAGAUUUUAUAAAUGAACCACUUAAUGAAUUUGCAGAAGAAUUAACAAGUAAAUUUAUUCAUCCACCUAAGGACUUAAGACAAAUAUUCAUUAAAAAUACGAGCCUGAGUAGAGAUUCAAUUUUUUAGUUGGACUUUCAGUUGUUAAUCUGGCUAUUGGUGCAGCAUUUAAAGGAAUCAAAUCAAGACCUUUAUAAACUGGAAUUAUUAGUUUCUUUGGAUCUUGUUUAAUCAUUUAUCCAGAGCUCUACUUUGGAUUACUUAAAUUUAAAAAAUAGUAGCAUAUAAUACCACAUCAUUUUAUUAAGAGAGAUUGA
This is a messenger RNA of Paramecium sonneborni, 326 nucleotides long. The record is from the annotation of a GenBank genome assembly. NCBI's taxonomy places the organism in Eukaryota, Ciliophora, Oligohymenophorea, Peniculida, Parameciidae.